AUGUGGUUGAACUUCUGCCGAAAACACCACACCCAGCUCUGCUCUAUUUCGGCCGGCGACCCUGUGCAGGGAUUCCAGCUGAUUGAUUGCAAUUCGGAUAACAGAAUCAUCACAGCGACACGUAACAUGGAGUACAUAGCUUUGAGCUACGUCUGGGGUCCGAAUGCCUCUGUCGAUGCGGUUAAGAAUGGAACGCUGAUCCGAAAUCGUCUACCCCAGACCGUCCGCGACGCUAUUGAUGUGACGAAGAGGCUAGGGUAUCGAUAUCUCUGGGUGGACCGGCACUGCAUACCCACGGAUUCUCAGACCAAGCACUCGCAGAUCAGCCAGAUGGAUAUCAUAUACAAACAGGCACAAGCCACGCUCCUUGGAGCAUCUGGCGAUGGUGCAGACUUCGGACUCCCAGGGGCUGAGUCACGCCAGCGAGAUGAGCAGCCAACGGCAGCCCUUGGACGGCAUACGCUCUUCUCCACGUUGCAGCACCCAAAGGUUAAGAUUUGGAAAUCGACAUGGGACAGCCGAGGCUGGGCAUACCAAGAAGCGAUGCUCUCAACACGCCGAAUCUUCUUCACCGAAGAGCAGGUCUACUGGGAGUGCCGCAGUAUGCAAUGCACCGAAGCGCAUCCGCCAACCCUCGCGGACUGA
Messenger RNA from Eremomyces bilateralis CBS 781.70, 645 nucleotides. RefSeq names its product HET-domain-containing protein. The transcript has a single exon. The coding region runs from base 1 to 645 and encodes 214 amino acids. The record is from RefSeq and is a predicted model, not a curated record. Lineage: Eukaryota; Fungi; Ascomycota; Dothideomycetes; Eremomycetales; Eremomycetaceae.